CAAGUGAAAGUAGAAAAUUUUAUAUUUCUAACUUUCCCAUUCCGAUAUUUGGCAUUUAUUUUUCCCUGAAUUCCAAAACCAGGGAAUCCAUGGAUCCAAACAGGGCGGAAGCCGAGCGAUUGCUCGGAAUCGCCGAGAAACUUCUACAGAGCCGGGAUCUGAGCAGCUGCCGCGACUUCGCAAUUCUAGCUCAGGAGACCGAGCCGCUGCUGGACGGCUCAGAUCAGAUCUUGGCCGUCGUCGAUGUGCUCUUAGCCGCCGACAAACGCGUCAACAACCACCCUGACUGGUACGCUGUUCUCCAGUCCGAUCGCCGAUCCGACGACUUCGAACUCGUCAAGAAAUCUUACAGACGGCUGGCGUUGCUCCUCCACCCGGACAAGAACAAGUACGCCUAUGCGGAGCACGCGUUCAAGCUCGUCGCCGAUGCAUGGGCCGUUCUGUCCGAUCCGGCCAAGAAGCAAAUUUACGACAACGAGCUGGGGCCGUUCAGCCGGAUCGAUCUCGGCGCGUCGAAUUCGAACAAAUUGCCGGUGCGGCGAGACAGCCGGGGCCGAAACGACGCCGGUGUGGGAAACGACGGCCAGCAGCAACCGAGGUCGAGAUUGUCGACUUUCUGGACGACGUGCCCGUACUGUUACGUGCUGUACGAGUACCCUAGGGUUUAUGAGAGUUGCUGUUUGAGGUGUCAGAAUUGUAAGCGAGGGUUCGAGGCGGUGGUUGUUCCGAAUUUGCCGCCAAUGGUGCAGGGACAAGACGCUUACUACUGCUGUUGGGGGUUUUUCCCGAUGGGAUUUGUUGGCGGCAGCGGCGCGAAGGGUAAGUCCACCGCCGCAGCCACUGCCGCCUUUCCCAACUGGAUGCCACCUGUCUUUACAACCCCGCAGAGUAAAACUCCGGUGACUACCUCGGUGCCCGUGGUGCCGAAUUCGGGGGGAGUGGUGGAUGUUUCGGAUGGGACCCCGGAAUUGAGGCCUAAUCCGACUCAGAAGAAGAGAGGACGACCCAAGAAGUACUGAUUUGGCUGGUGAUGCAAAGCAGAAGAAUACUCUUUGUAAUGGAAUGCUUUAGGACUGGCAGAGAGAAAUUUUUAGGUUGGUUUUUUUGAAGCUGCUGAGUUUCGAAAACUCGGAAGGUAACUCUUUACGGUCUUUGCUUUUGCUGUUGUUGAUUUUGCUUUAGAUUGCAAUUGUUGGUUGUAGAUGUUCCGAUGUUCGCCUCUUAAGUUAUGAAACUGACUGCAUUUGUAGAUUUUGUAGUUGUUGUGUAAUCAGUAAUCCCUUCUGUAUUUAGGCCAAUGUCGUUUCAUUAAGUGUUUUCAACCUAUCCUGGGCCCUCUUGUUCUUGUUGGCGUGUUUGGUUAUAUAUUGAAUGCAUUUCAACCUA
Pyrus x bretschneideri (Chinese white pear) is the source of this 1386-nucleotide messenger RNA. RefSeq lists its product as uncharacterized. The coding region runs from base 90 to 1019 and encodes 309 amino acids. NCBI's taxonomy places the organism in Eukaryota, Viridiplantae, Streptophyta, Magnoliopsida, Rosales, Rosaceae. The record is from RefSeq and is a predicted model, not a curated record. The transcript has a single exon.